Messenger RNA from Paramuricea clavata, 2761 nucleotides. Lineage: Eukaryota; Metazoa; Cnidaria; Anthozoa; Malacalcyonacea; Plexauridae. The record is from the annotation of a GenBank genome assembly.
AUGCAAUAUCACUAUUGGACAUUUGAAUAUGUAAGUAGACUAUAAACUUGUACCAUUGAUCGUCCUUUAUUGCAAUACCAGACAGAAAUCGCGAGCGGGUGACUCGAUUAUGCUAUGCUUCGCAACAUGCAUGGUUAUAGUUGGUUGUAUAUAAUAUUUGCCAAAGAUUCGACGAACUCAAGCAAAUGCGCAGCCUGUCAGAUCUCUUGUAAAUACUGUAAGUAUUGUAAGUCACAUACAAUUACAACAUAAUUUAAAAUAACCUAUGAUCGUAACUUGGUAUUUAUUGCUGGUUUAUGUUCAGUUGUUUACGAUGUAUUUGUUUGUGGUAUGCGAUAUUGCGGAACCAUACGUUUUAAUUAAAAUUUAAAGCAGAUGAUAUUUUAACGCACUGGCUGUUGGUACACAACACGAAAGCGGUAUAAAUCAUUGCAGCUCUGCACGCACUGAUUUAGUGUAAAUGUUUAUACCAUUUUGUGUUAGUGAAACACUAAAUAUACGCCCAAUAAGACGAAUAAGUAUAUAUUUGGAACAUGCACCUAUAACGAUUGGUCAAUCUAUUUUGUGUUUUCCUAACAAAUCGGUAUCUACAGAGCUGCAAUGAUUACACCAUGUUCUAUAGUAACACCCAGAAAUUUAGAUUGCACGAAAACAUCGUAGGCCUAACUUCAAUACUGAAAUUCGAAUGUAAUUUACAAAUAUUGGCAAACUUUAUUCAAAACAAAGCUGGUACAUAGAAUACAAAAUAUGUUAAAUUUACAAGAGAGACUACAUUAAAAAUUAUAGCUGAUCAAAAAUUGUUAGGACAUCGAAGCAAUACUUGGCUACCAUAUUGUCACCACGGAUUGUCUUUCAUGUAAUAUCAUACAUAUACACACAUUAUUUAAUAUCCACAGUGAACUCGCGUUGUCAUUCAAACCUGCUCCUCGCAGGUUAUCGGAAUCAACUAAAUUCAUGGAAUGUGCGUCGCAGGCAACUGCGGAGUACAGGAGGAGGAGUAUAAUUGCUUAUAUUUGUAUCUAUGAUAAGCUUCGUUUCGUUCUGACAUUUAAUUCACUAAAUUCAAUAUAUUCUGUUUAGGUUGUCCUUUUAAAAUCAAAACGCAAAACCGCAGAACACAUCCGCGCCUAUAAAAAGCAUAAUGGAGUGCAUAUAUUAUCUAUAUUGGCGCCAAGAAUGUCCAUGUUCGAAACGAAGCAUCGAGAAACAGACGUAAAUGCGGUAAUCUUGCUUUUCAUGUUUAUUUAAUUAAUAGACGGUUGCGAGAUUUGACCUUACUGUGUCUUAGCACAUUCCUGCUCUGUUUUAUCUCUAUAGUUCAGCUUGAACAUGCAGAUACCUGAUGAAACGAAUGCCAUAUUUGCCAUAGGAAAAUGUAAUACAAGUAAAGUAGUUGAAAUUGAUAUAGUUCAAUAAGAUUAUAUGUUGUAUAGUAAUUAAUUUCACUGUACUGUCUAUUUCGUUCUUCUUGUAGCAGUAUAUAUAUAGCGAAAUAUUAGCUAAUAAAACGAAUUUUUGGCUUUUUUAUUCAUGUUAUCUAAGACUUCUGCGUAUCGUGUACGAAUAGUUGCCAGCAAGGAUCGUUCCAGCGGUUUCUGGGAACUGAAUACACGUAUUACAAUAAAAGUCUUUUUGCUGGGAACUUGCAAAUUAUGAAUAGUAAUAUAGUAUUCAAUAGACCCUUCCAUAAUGAAACACAAUAGUGCAAGGGGUGGAAACAUAUAGGAAUUCCCUAUACGUUAACUUUGCAAGCGGUGCAAACACAUUAACCUUGGGAAGGCCUAUUGGUUUGCGUUACGUGUACUACGAAGCAGUGCAAAUUUAUACUACCCUCGCGACUUAUUGUUUGAUUUAACGCGCUCAAAUAACCUGUGCACUGAAUGAGAGAUGCUUCGAAACCGCUGAAGACAACAUAGUAUACGUGUAGUGAUAUCCCGUUACCCCAUGCAAGUUUUAAAAUAACGCGCUGGAUUCUCGCUUGAUCAAAAAGAAUAUCGCAACUUUUCGAGGAUGUAUGCCAUAUUGUGCAAUACAAUCAUGCGCACGCAGUAUUGGUUUGCCUAUGGAAAUAUCUGUCAAUUGUCUACACGAAUUCAACAAGUUUUGAAGCAAUAUUGAACGCUAAAUUUUAUUUAGAAACGACUAAAAUAGUGCAAAAUAUACUGCAUGUAAAGAGCUCAAGAUUCGGUUCAAGUUUUAAAUUGGGUUACUAUGUGUUGCAAGGAAAAAAUACAACUGAGGAGUCAGAUCCCACCGGGCACACGACGUUGUUUCAACGUUGAAAUUUGGUAGAAAAAGGUUGCGACGUCGACAACCUAAUAUCUACGUUGCUCUGACGUUGUUUUACAAACAUUGGUUCAACAGCAGCCAACAGACGUUGAAUUAACGUUCAUUCAUGGUUAAAUGUACGACGUCGAUUUGUGAACCAAUCUCAACGUUGUUUUAACGUGGAUUCAACGUUGAAUUAUGGUUGACGAGAUUGAUAACCUAAUUUCAACGUUGUUUCAACGUCGAAACAGUAACGUCGAUCCAAUUUGCAUAGUCAACUCUUUUUUAACGUCUAUCCAACGUCUGGAAGGUCAUUUCCAACGUUGAUUCAACAUUGGAUAAACGUCAUUUUGCCCGCUGGGAUGCAGUUUUGAUUGAAACGUGUACAUUUGCAUCAAAUUUAAAUCUGAAUGUUUAUUUUUUAGGUGCUGAUUAUUAUUUCAUGAAUAUUUUGGUGGAAUACCAGGUACAUGAAGAAUGCAGGUAUUUCUAA